Molecule: messenger RNA, 4972 nt
Organism: Calliphora vicina (urban bluebottle blowfly)
Lineage: Eukaryota; Metazoa; Arthropoda; Insecta; Diptera; Calliphoridae
Product: extracellular matrix-binding protein EbhA-like
Exons: 4
Coding region: 17-4909 (1630 amino acids)
Biological process (GO): regulation of gene expression
Cellular component (GO): nucleus
Source: RefSeq, a predicted model, not a curated record
AUUAAUAAAUUUAAAAAUGCGCGUUUCAAAGAAUAUUGAUAUUGCUGAAUUCCAAAAAUGUGGAGAAAUUAUGGUGGCCGCCAAAAGAAACAAAUUUGCCAUGGCCUGUAAUUUUUGCCAGCAGACAUUUACACAAUUGCAGGCUUUUAUGCGGCACUUGCAGCUGCAACAUAAUGAUGAAUUGGAAUUUGUUAAACAGGCCAAAGAGGUGGAGGUAUAUGCGGUUGAAGAACUAAUGAAUCAAACAACGGCGUCAUGUGCACCAGAUACUGAAAGUGAUGAAUCUAAUAUGACUGGAGAAGACACCAAAUGGUUGAGCGCAGUAGAUAUGAAAUGGUUGAAACAAGGUGUAGCACCUGGGAAAGAACUACAAGAGAAUGAAGUGGUAAAUAAAAGUAAGGAUGACACUAGAGAUGAAGAUGAUCUGGGCUUGGCUAAUAUGUCCAUAUUGAGGGCUUUAGAAGAUUGUGAUGUAUCUUUUAAUCUGAUGGACAGUCCAAAUAAUACCGGAUGUUCUGAAGAGGAGAAGGAAAAGAAAUCUGAAGACGAUAAUGAUCUAAAUAACACGUUAUUGAGAGAAAUACAAAAUGAAUGGGAAGAUAGUGAUACUAAUGAAAGCAUUUUGAAAAGAAUUGAUUGUACUGAUACUGACAUUGCAAAUUCUACAAAACAUCUCAUAGAUUUAAGUACAGAGUUUGAUGCUGAUGUUACCAUGACGGAAAUGCCAACCAAUAGUACAUGUAUAGAUAACAAACUGGAUACCACAGCAGAUAGUUUUGAAACUUCUCCGUGUAAUGGUAUAAAAAAUCUAUUGCAAGGUUUAGAGGACUUGGAUGAUGUGGAUAGUUUAUUGGAAAAUUUAGAAAGUAAUUUAACUUCGCAGAAAACUAAUCAAGAACAAGUGAAUUUGAAAGUUGAGAAAAAAAUUAUAAAAAAUUGCAAAUUAAACGGUAAUCAAAAAAUUAAAUCCUCUAAAAUCAAUACAAAUAUUAAAGAAAAUUUAUCUAAAGCCAAACAUUUUACGCAAAAACUUAAAGAAGAAGCUGAAUCCAAUAUAUUAAAUAAUUUUGAGAAACGUUUAAAACAAAUGGAGCUUGAUUUAGAUGUUGAUAUUUCUAGCGAUUUUAAUAUUGAAACUAAAAAUUCUAAAUCAAGCAAAGUUCCUAAAAAGAUUCAUAAACAAAAUAAUGAUUUCGCUUCAAAAUUAAAAUACUUGGAAGAUUCUUUGAAUGAAUGUACACAGCAAGAAGAGGUAAGCAAUACAAAACAACAUGCUAAUAGAGGCAAAAAUAUCAGACAAGGUUCUGGUGAUAAAUUUGAAAAUAAAGAAAAUAGCAAUGAAGCAAUUCUUACCAGUUUUGAAGAGCAAUUAAAGAAUUUAGAAGAAUCUUUAAAUGGAGGUCAAAUUGACGUUACGGUUAAUACAGAAUCUUUAGAAGAUAGUAGCUCAAAUACUUUAAACAAUUCCGAGCUAAAUGAAGACCUAACAACAGCUUUAGCUGAUCCCGAAAAAUGCUUAAAUGGAGCUGAAAUGUUCGACAAUGUUAAUACAGAAUCUUUGGAAGAUAGUAGCUCAAAUACUAUAAACAAUUCCGAGCUAAAUGAAGACCUAACAAAAGCUUUAGCUGAUGCUUUAGGAGAAGAAGAUUUUGAUUUGUUUAAUAUAAAUAUACCGCCAGAAGAGGAAAAUGAAGAACAAUUAAAUCAAGAUAUAUUAAAUUUGCUAAGUAAAGAAUUAAUGGAGAAGGAAAGUGAACAACAGUUAACAAUACAACAAGAAAAGCAGACUGUAAAUGCAAUUAAAGAAUUGAAAGAGAAUAAAAUAAAGAGUUCUAAUAAACAAAGAAAAUCUUUAAUUUCUGCCAAAAAUAAUAUAAAAUCAAAAUACCAAAAAACAAACUUAAAAGCCAAAACUAAACUAUCUGGAACAAACAUCAAAAAUGUAUUAAAUUCUCCCAAACUUUUAACAUUAAAAGAAAACAACACAUUUAAGGCAGCCAACACAAUAAAAGAAUCGCUUAUACCUCUUAAAGGAAACCAUGAGAUAUUUUUGCAACAACAGCAAAUAUCCGUGAAUUAUUUAUUACAAAGUCCAGCCAAAACUGCAACCAUUGAAAAUAUUAAUGGAAAAAUAAUAAACAACUCAAGGCAAAGGAAAACCCCCAAUAAAGAAAAUCAGGAAAAUAAUACGCCUGACUUAAAUAUACGAAAUAUAAAAAAAGAAAAAUUAACACCUGCUACAAAUUUUAUAAACACGGAUAGAGGAGAUAAAACUCCUUUAAAAAGGGAGCAAAUAUUUUUGAAACAAAGUCCAAAAACACAAGAAAAACAAGAGACAGCAAAAAGUAAUGUAACUCCCAAAAGAGGUGACAAAACUCCGCAAGAAAAAAAAGUAAAACAAAGUCCCAAAACCCAAGAGAAAUUGGAGAAAUUAAAUACCCAACAGACACCACCAGCACCGCUUCAGAGAACUCCUAAAUUGACAAGAACAGAAGUCAUAAAACAAUCUCCUAAAACACAAGAAAAACUUAAUAAAUCUCCUCAAAAUAAUAAAACCCCCAAAACACCAGAAAAUAAGUCACCAAUUUACAAAGAGCCCAAAAGCAAAAGCCCCUUAAAAGGCGCCACUAGAUCAAAUGAUAAACUAAAAGCAAAUCCAACCACAUCUCCCAAACAAAUAACUACACAAAAUUCAAAUGGCUCAAAUUAUAAUCAAGCUAGAACUCCUCUAACAACACCGCAAAGGCUAAGAAAUGUGGCCAUAAAAUUGCAAAGAUUUACCCCAGAUAAAGCUACACACAAAUUAACAAAACAAGAACAAAAAUCUUUAGAAUCAGCACCAUCCUCUAUCGCAAACAACACAGAACAAAUAAUGAAACAGUUUAAAUUACCCAGUGGUAUAAGCUUAACAAAAAUAUCCCAACAGUGCACUCCCCAGGAGGACAAUAAAUCUGAAAUUAUAGAAACUCCAGUAAAACCUACUUAUUGUCAACAAAAUUUUUCAGAAUCCAGCUUGGAAUCAAUUCAACAGGAAGAGCCUCAAAGUAAAUGUCCUAUUGAAAUUCAAACCACUCUCAUACAACCACAAUGUGAAACUAUAAACAAACUAAAGACAGAAGCAAACUCAAAACUCCGGCAACGUAAAGCCUCUAUAGAUAUUGUACCAGAGAAAAUCCAACCAAAUAAUCAGUCGUCAGGCAACAAAACUCCCCGACAUAGUAAUUUAGAUUACAAAAGUUAUACUGUCAAUCGUUCGGCCCGCAAAAAAGAAGUAUUACAACGUAUGCGUCACAUCAAAAAACAGAUAUUUAAAUCAAUAGAAGGUGGCGAAUGUGUGACUAAAGUGAAACGUAUGAAAUCUCCUCUCAUUACACAGCAGAAAAAACGCAAAGUUCUUAUAGAAAAUGUACAAAUACUACCUAAUCUUCAGAAGGAAUCAUUGACACCUUUAAUAAAUCCAUUUAAUAUGUUUAAAAAACCUUUUGAAAACACUGCUGCUAGACCAAAGUCAAAUUCUGUUUCACCCAAAAAUUUGGCUGAUGAUCAGAAGCAAGCCAAAGUCACAUUACAGAGUUCUAAGAAUGAAUCGUCGAUAAAUGACGAUGAAAAGUUAAUUAAGAAAUCAUUGAAAAGACCUGCUACCUCACCGUUGCUAAAUGAAGAUAAACAGAACAAGCGUCAGUAUAGAGCACCGGCGAAGAAGCCAAUUCAGGCUGUAGAAAAAACAUCGGAAUUGGAAGCAACACAAUUGGAUCUUUCGGAAAGUGUUGUGGACUUUUUACAGCGCGAUUUAAAAGCAAAUCGUUUAAAUGUUGAAAGUUUCCUUAAUGAAGAUAUGCCAGUGGAUGAUAGUUCUCCUGCUGAAACGUCUAUAGAAUCGAAUACAAAAGAAGAAAAAAUUCAAGGAAAUCCUAAAGAUGAAGAAAGCACCAGUAAUAGUACUUUAAUAGAUGAUUUAUUAGAACAAGUGGAUAAUGAAAAAGACGCAAAAGAAAAUGCCACAGAUAAGGAUAAAACAUUAAAUGGCUCGGAUAAAAAUAUAGAUUUUGAUUAUAUUAAAGACAUUAAUUUAUUGGCAAAAUUUGGUUUAAAAGUUAUAAAAUUACCUGAAAUCGAAGAUGUUAUAUCUUUGGAGGAACGUGAUGAAAUGAAUGAAAAAGCUAUGAAAUUUUCUAAUAUGUAUAAAUAUUGGCAAAAAAUUUGGUCAACGAAAUAUGGUGAAUCUCCUACAACAAAAGAACAAUUGGAUAUAUGUUUCAAGCAGCUCUUAACGGAAUUAAAUCUAUCAUUCAAAUUGGAUUUGAGCCUUAUCGAACUUAAACGCUUAGUAAAUCUUAUAAACAUCUGGUAUUCACAUAAUUUCAAUGGUAAACUUAUUGAAAAGCAAAAAAUCUCCGACUCCACAAAUCGCUAUUUACUGAUGUUUCACUAUAUACCCAAGACUAUUAAACGUUUGUAUUAUUGUGAGUAUUGUGAGGAAUAUUUCAAUACCGAACAUAAAUAUUUUACACAUCGUAUCGUUCAUACUGGAGCCUUAUAUGCCUAUACAUGCCAAAAAUGUUCUAUUGGUUUUAAAACUGUAAAAUCUUUAAGAACUCAUGAAUCCUCAUGUGAUUUUAAGAAUUCUGCUGACUUUAAGCCAUUAAAAAAGACUUAUGAGUUAUCAAAUACACGAGCUCACAGUUGUUCGAUAUGUAAGGAGAUAUUGCCAACCUCUGAACUAUUGUAUGAACACAGUAAGAAACAUUUAAAAACUAUUUACAAUUGUGUAAAAUGUGCACUAGUAUUUGCCUCAGCCAUCGAUGUACAUAAUCAUAUGUCUGUUUGUAAUACAAAUGAGAAACGUAUUCCCAAACAAUGUACCCCAAGGCCAACUAAACCAAAAACCGAAUCAUACUCUAAGAACUGAUUUAGCUUAAUAGAUUUUAUACAUACAUACAUUUAAUAAAUUAUACAAAGAGUGUAUAAUAUA